AUUAUAAAUAUUAAAAUCAAAUAAUUCUGAGGAAUUUACUGAAUUUAUCAGGCAAUCUGCAGAUUAUUUGUAAUGAAAUACCGCAAUUUUACAUAAACUUUACAAAGAAUGAGAUAAGCCAAUCUCACAUAUGUACAUAUAUGUAGAAAUCAAUGCCGAUGGAAACUUAGGACUAUUGAAUUAAUUCGCUUCACGAAUGACGAUCUUCCUUUCUUUCUUUUGUCUUCUAAUUGCCAACCAAUGUACAACGUGGUUACCACAUACAUAUAUAUAUACGUGUCUUAUUCCGACAACGUGAGUAACACGCCAGUUUUUCCGAGACCAUAGCCGACACUAAAAAAAAGUUGUUAAAAAGAAAGUUUUCCUUUUAUAACUCUUGUUUCCACAUGAAGAACAAAUUGUACUUAUGACUUUAUAUUUAUUUAUCAAGCCACAUCCGCAUCAUCGCUACAAGGAAUCUUUCCUGUGAUUGAAACUAGCAGUUAUUUUCCACGAUCUUCACCACCGCCAAUGUUCAAAGAUCAUUCAUACUAAACUCCUAUUGUAGAAUAACAGUAGAUAUACGUGAAAUAAACGAUAGAUAUAAAACAAGUCUCGUUAAAGGCCACUGUGCAUACAAGGCUUAAUAAAUUAUGCAAUGUUUCUUGCAACAACUACGUAUGGCAUGACUUAAAAAUUUAUUCUGGCGAGAGACAGUCUAUUUAAUACGCGGUGAUAUUAUUUAAUUUUAUAAGAAAUGCGGACAGCACAUAUGAAUAUUGCUAAAACAAUGAAGAAGAAAUCAUGUCUUUUCAUCGGUCUAAUUGUAGUAACGAUCUUGAUAACCUGUCUCUAUUACUCAGUCACUUAUGACGAUUUUGAAAUUCAUAACAUAUUUCUGAAAAUGAUUCGUGAACAGGAUUAUUUUCCAAAUGAAAUCGACAGGGCAAAAACAUACAGGGAAAAAGGCGUAAAGACUAUUCUUCUGUGGAACACAUUGUUUGGCAAUAAGAACUUUUAUUUCGGACAAAAAGAAGACAUUUUCCGCGAUUGUCCUUUCGAUAAGUGCAAAAUGUUUAACGAUCGGAACUAUUUGAAUGUGGAAGAUUAUGACGCGAUUCUUUUUCACGGUAAUGAAAUGAACGACUAUGAAGUACCACAGAAGAGGAAGACGACGCAAUUUUACGUCUACGUUAAUUUAGAAAGUCCAGCCAAUCGAAAAGUGCAUCAGAAAUAUCAGAGAAACUUUUUCAACCUCACAAUGACAUACCGUCUUGAUAGUGACAUACUCUGGACAUACAUGAUUGUAGAAGAUGUAAAAAAUGGCGAAUUCGUCGCACCAUCAAAGGAUGUUGAUUGGAGCGCUUUUCAAAAUCAUACAAGAGACGCAGAAGAAGUGUCAUCUGCGAUAUUGGACACCAUCAGGGGUAAAAGCAAGCCGGUAUCUUGGUUGGUAAGCAACUGCUAUGCUAAAAGUGGCCGACUGGAAUACGUGAAGGAACUGUCGAAGCACAUAGACGUCGAUGUUUAUGGCAAGUGUGGCGAAUUUAGCUGCUACCACAACUGUUUUAAAGAUGUAAUCGAGACCAACUACUUCUUCUACCUGUCUUUCGAAAAUUCCUUCUGCGACGAUUACGUGACGGAGAAGCUGACGAAUCCGCUCAGGCAUAAUGUCAUCCCAGUGGUUUACGGAAGCGCCAACUACAGUCGGUUCGCACCGCCAAAUUCCUACGUGAAUGCUUUAGACUUCGAGAGUCCGAAGGAGCUUGCCGCGUACUUGAAAUAUCUCUCUCAGGAUCUACAGCGAUAUCAAAGCUUCCUACAAUGGAAGAAAUAUUAUCGAGUCAAAGGAGGGACAAAGCGGGCUGUUUGCAUCCUUUGUGAGAUGCUGCAUAAGCAGAAAAAGCCAAAACUGUAUUCGGAUUUAUCCGAUUGGUAUGCCAAAGAUAAAUGUACUAUCCAGACGUUUUUGAAAAAUGGCACCGAUAAAUACGCCACGAAACGUAUGAUAAUGAAUCACGAACAGAAGUAAGAGUCGAAUUAUAAAGCUGAAAUAUGGAAACGUUAAUAAUAUAUUCAAAUAAAAUGUUUAAAAGGAAAAUAUCCUAGGACCAACUAAACUUAAACAUUAAUUGUAAAUUGAUGUGAUUCUGGACAUUAAAAAAAAUAUAUAAAUAUAAGUUUCAGAAACUCUGAUUUGA
This is a messenger RNA of Trachymyrmex cornetzi, 2180 nucleotides long. It is a transcript of the gene FucTC, whose product is annotated as alpha-(1,3)-fucosyltransferase C. Gene Ontology annotation, cellular component: membrane. Lineage: Eukaryota; Metazoa; Arthropoda; Insecta; Hymenoptera; Formicidae. Bases 737 to 2011 code for a protein of 424 amino acids. The record is from RefSeq and is a predicted model, not a curated record. The transcript has 4 exons. Gene Ontology annotation, molecular function: fucosyltransferase activity.